Messenger RNA from Adineta ricciae, 1023 nucleotides. Lineage: Eukaryota; Metazoa; Rotifera; Eurotatoria; Adinetida; Adinetidae. The record is from the annotation of a GenBank genome assembly.
AUGCGAAAUGACAUUGCAGCAAACAUUAGACAGGGCACCCUUACCUAUCGAUCUCGGGAAACUUUGCUGGUGAAUCAAAUCGAUGGUGAAGAAAACGCUAGUGAUGAUGAUGCUGAUGAAAUGAAUGACGAAGAGGAUAAUGAGAUACAUAGGAUAGCAGAUAAAAAGUCUCGUUUUAGUCGUUAUCGUGAUCGAAUUCGACAAAGAAAACAGCUAGAUUUAAUGGAAAUGAUGGCAACUGAUGACCUGAACGAAGCAUCAAAAGACGAAGUGUAUACCGUUGAUCCACAGACAGUUCAUGAUAAUGACGCAACAUCAAUGUUGACGUGUGAUGAGCACAAUGCAGCAUCAAGUUCAGUGUCAAAGGAAGUAACCGAACAAUGUUCGUUGGAAGAACAUAAUGAUGAAGAUGAUGUUCACGAUUCGUUUCAAUUAAACGAUGUCGGUAGUAGCGACGGAAGUGAUAAUAACGAUGAUGAAAGUGAAGAUGAUGACGUGGAAGAAAUUUCAAACGCUCAAAGUGACUUCUAUGAUGAUUAUUGCGAAAAGCAAAGAUUGCCUGAUGCUACUGAGCUAUCUGUAAUUCGUUAUCGUGAUCGAAUUCGACAAAGAAAACAGCUAGAUUUAAUGGAAAUGAUGGUAACUGAUGGCCUGAACGAAGCAUCAAAAGACGAAGUGUAUACCGUUGAUCAACAGACGCUUCAUGAUAAUGAUGCAACAUCAAUGUUGAUGUGUGAUGAACACAAUGCAGCAUCAAGUUCAGUGUCAAAGGAAGUAACUGAACAAUGUUCGUUGGAAGAACAUAAUGAUGAAGAUGAUGUUCACGAUUCGUUUCAAUUAUAUGAUGUCGGUAGUAGCGACGGAAGUGAUAAUAACGAUGAUGAAAGUGAAUAUGCUGACGUGGAAGAAAUUUCAAACGCUCAAAGUGACUUCUAUGAUGAUUAUUGCGAAAAGCAAAGAUUGCCUGAUGCUACUGAGCUAUCUGUAAUGUUAUUUCUUUUUUUUGGAAAAGAUACAACAUAA